Molecule: messenger RNA, 1903 nt
Organism: Planococcus citri (citrus mealybug)
Lineage: Eukaryota; Metazoa; Arthropoda; Insecta; Hemiptera; Pseudococcidae
Product: small RNA 2'-O-methyltransferase-like
Exons: 7
Coding region: 184-1332 (382 amino acids)
Biological process (GO): siRNA processing; piRNA processing; RNA methylation
Cellular component (GO): nucleus; cytoplasm
Molecular function (GO): RNA methyltransferase activity; O-methyltransferase activity
Source: RefSeq, a predicted model, not a curated record
CAUUUUCGUUAUCACUCUUCUUUUGGUUGGUGAUGGAAAUUGGAAAAAUUCAUUUUGUUUUCAGUUUUCGGAAAAUGCUAGACUAGACUAUUUCUGGUUAAAAGAAGUGAUUAGUGAUGGCGUAUUCACAACUUUCGUUACUCUGAAGUCUCAGCUUUUAAUUUUCAGCUUCACAUAUGAACAAUGGCCAGUGAAAUUAUGAAUCUCGAAGUCGAACAAAUAUCCGGUGAUAAGGAAAACACAUCUCUCGAAAAAGAUGAGAGUGAGCUAUCUUCCAAUUUGUCGUUCAAUCCUCCAGUGUACAUACAACGUUAUAACGCAAUUAGCGAUGUUCUAGAUGAAGAAUGGUCUCGGGAAAGAGUUAAAAAAGUUAUAGAUUUCGGGUGUGCCGAAUUUAAACUAUUUAAGCACAUAAAGGAAAUACUCCAUAUUACUCAUAUAUGCGGAGUAGAUUUGGAUAAACAGUUAGUCACGCGAUCAAAAUAUGAGGCACGUCCAUUGCCAUUUCAUUACGUUUUAGGAUUUUCUCAUCCGCUGACCGUUGAAUUAUUCGCCGGAAGUAUAGCAGUUCCUGAUAAAAGACUUUUAGAUGCAAAUGCUGUGAUAUGUAUUGAAUUAAUAGAACAUUUGUACCCAGAUGUACUUGAAAAAGUGCCGUCUACUGUGUUCGAGUUCAUACAGCCGGAAUUAGCUGUUUUUACCACUCCUAAUGCUGACUUCAAUGUACUAUUCAAUAUGGUAGGAUUUCGACACGACGAUCAUAAAUUUGAAUGGACCAGGAAAGAAUUUGAAGACUGGUGUUGUGAAAUAAUUAAUAAAUAUCCUUACGAAGUCGAGUACAGAGGAAUAGGAGAAGGUCCAAAAGGUACAGAGCACUUGGGAUGUUGUUCUCAAAUGGCCAUAUUUCGCAGGAUCGAUUCUAAAGAAAAAAUUCUCAAAGUAGAAGUGGACGAACCUUUCGAAUUGAUCGAGACGUUUGCAUACCCAUAUAAGGAAGAUAAUCGAUCUCCAGAAGAAAAGUUUUCCGAAAUGCUGGUCAGUCGUAUCAACAGAGUGUUCGUUAACAAAUUAUUCGUCAGUGAGGAGGACGAUUCAAAAUUUGAAAUACCGGUUGAUUACUUAUGGGAAUUCAUGCAAGAAAUAUGUCCAAAUCUGAAUAAGUUUCUAGAAAUUUUGCGGGAAAAAGGUUACGAAAUUUUCGAGAAAGAUAAUGGACACGUUUUAUCGAUAAUUCAAGAAGAGGAGAAUUCCGAUUCUGAUGAAUAUUGCGACAGUGUUACGUCAAUUGAAGGUAAAAUGGAUGACGAUAAUAUUUUGGAAGAAAAUUGGUAAAAUUUAUUUUGUGAUCAAAAAGUGAAUCAGUGAGAACAGAAAGGGACCAAGUCACAAUUUCGGAUUUUUUUCACGGAUAUGUGGGUUUUGCUAUAUGGCGGAUCGACUGGUGAUGUCAGAUUUCCGCAAAACUGCCGGGAAAGUAGUAUUUGGGCGCAGAAAAAGGGCGGAUCUGCAUUGAUGACUUUUUUGUUGAAUUUUUUGAAUUCCCUGAAAAAUAACAAACAUUUUUGAGAAACCCAUUUUUUGAAAUUCAAGUUCAUCUCUGUACUGAAAAAAGACGAAAAAAUUAGCAACUUGGGCAAAACAUUUUACACCUCAAGGGGUUUUUAAAACUCAAUUUAAACGAGAUAGCAGUCUGUUUGUUAUUUCUGAAAAAUGCGAAAAUGGACUUAGCCCCUUUCUGUUCUCACCAAUUCAAGCGUUUUUUAUUGUUUAUAUUUUAAGAUAUUUUGAUAUUUUUUUUUACUUAUUGUGAAAUGAGAACACCAUUUUGUAUGUUUAUUUUAUAUGUAUUUUUAUUAUGUUAUGAUUUGAAAUUUGAAUAAAAUAUUUCAUUACUUGAACGUAA